Messenger RNA from Lodderomyces jiufengensis, 1314 nucleotides. It is a transcript of the gene APM1, whose product is annotated as Apm1p. NCBI's taxonomy places the organism in Eukaryota, Fungi, Ascomycota, Pichiomycetes, Serinales, Debaryomycetaceae. Gene Ontology annotation, molecular function: clathrin-cargo adaptor activity. The record is from RefSeq and is a predicted model, not a curated record. Gene Ontology annotation, cellular component: clathrin-coated vesicle; clathrin adaptor complex. The transcript has a single exon. The coding region runs from base 1 to 1314 and encodes 437 amino acids. Gene Ontology annotation, biological process: intracellular protein transport; vesicle-mediated transport.
AUGGCAUCACAGAUACAUUUCCUAGAUAUAAAAGGUAAACCAUUAUUAUCUAGAGAUUAUAAAGGAGAUAUACCAUCAACAACAAUUGAAAAAUUUCCAUUAUUAUUAUUAGAAUUAGAAAAUGAUGAAGGAGAAUAUAAACCAUUUAUAAAUGAUCAAGGUAUAAAUUAUAUUUUUAUAAAUCAUAAUAACUUAUAUAUAUGUGCAUUAACAAGAAAAAAUGAAAAUAUAAUGACAAUAAUAAUAUUUUUAUCAAAAUUAGUUGAAGUAAUGACUCAAUAUUUUAAAUCUUUAGAAGAAGAAAGUAUAAGAGAUAAUUUUGUUAUAAUUUAUGAAUUAUUAGAUGAAAUGAUGGAUUUUGGUAUACCACAAACAACAGAUACAAAAAUAUUAAAAGAAUAUAUUACUCAAGAUUAUUAUUCAUUAAUAAAACAAACUCCAAGUCAUUUAGUUGCACCACCAAAUGCUGUUACUAAUGCAGUAAGUUGGAGAAAAGAUGGAAUAAGUUAUAAAAAGAAUGAAGCAUAUUUAGAUGUUGUUGAAAGUAUAAAUAUGUUAAUAACACCCAAUGGUCAAGUAUUAAAUAGUGAAAUUUUGGGUGAAAUUAGAAUAAAAUCUCAUUUAAGUGGUAUGCCAGAUUUAAGAUUAGGUCUUAAUGAUAAAGGAAUUUUCACAGGUAAUGGAGAUAAUAAUGAUGAUUCAAAUGGUAAAAGUGUUGAAAUGGAAGAUAUUAAAUUCCAUCAAUGUGUAAGAUUAUCAAAAUUUGAAAAUGAAAAAAUUAUAACUUUUAUACCACCAGAUGGUGAAUUUACAUUAAUGUCAUAUAGAUUAUCAUCAGCUCAAUUUUUAAUGAAACCAUUAAUUUUAGUAAAUUGUAAAACAAAAAUUCAUAAACAUUCAAGAAUUGAAAUUAAUUGUACAGUAAAAGCACAAAUUAAAAAAAAAUCAACAGCUAAUAAUGUUGAAGUAAUAAUACCAAUCCCAGAAGAUGCAGAUACUCCCAAAUUUGAAACAGAAUAUGGUUCAGUAAAAUGGAUACCUGAAAAAUCUUGUUUAAUAUGGAAAUUAAAAACUUUCCCUGGAGGAAAACUGUUUUCAAUGACUGCAGAAUUAGGUUUACCAGCAGUAAAUGAUACUGAUUCAAUAUUAAGUAAAAAACCAAUAAAAGUUAAUUUUUCAAUUCCUUAUUUUACAACAAGUGGUAUACAAGUUAGAUAUUUAAGAAUUAAUGAACCUAAAUUACAAUAUCAAUCUUAUCCUUGGGUAAGGUAUAUAACUAAAUCUGGAGAGGACUAUAUAGUUAGAACAAAAUAA